AUGCAAGGCCCUCUGGGUGAGACCAAUGAACGCCCGUGGCUCCACAAUCCACGCAACACUGCAAUCGUCAGGCACCGGACCCGCCAGCUCAUUGAGGCUGGUGGAGACACCUACAUGCCAUCAAGUGAGGCCACCAAAUACUUUGGCGUGACGGCAGCCUGCCUGCGCAAGUUGGCUGAUCGGGGCAACCUGCGCAUGCGCCGCAUUGGCGACAAGGGCAAGCGGCUCUACCACUGCGGCGACCUCCUCUCUCAAUUCCCCGCAGUCACGCGCUCUGAGGAUGGACGCACCAUCCAGACCACGAUGAGGCCACCCCGCAAGCGCAUCGCCUACGCCAGGGUCUUGAGUGAGAAGCAGCGGCCCGACCUUGAGCGCCAAAUCGCUGAGCUCCGACGCCUCUGCCCCGACCACGAGAUCGUCUCCGAAGUGGCUAGUGGCCUCAACUUCCGGCGCAAGGGUCUCUGCGCCAUUCUGGACUGA
Messenger RNA from Acanthamoeba castellanii str. Neff, 480 nucleotides. Its product is annotated as ISSoc2 resolvase, putative. The record is from RefSeq and is a predicted model, not a curated record. Gene Ontology annotation, molecular function: DNA strand exchange activity; DNA binding. Bases 1 to 480 code for a protein of 159 amino acids. Lineage: Eukaryota; Discosea; Longamoebia; Acanthamoebidae. Gene Ontology annotation, biological process: DNA recombination. The transcript has a single exon.